ACCUGCGCGUCUGGGAAAGGUGCCCACGCGAAGACGCAAGGGGCGGGCACUGCGGCCGUGCCGCAAUUGGUCAAGCGCGCGGAGGGAUCGCACGCCGCCUGGGUAACCUUGAGGCCGGGUCCGGGGCUCUGCACAGCGGCGACGCAUCCAGAGCUUGCGCGGUUCUGUGCUUCUUUGUGCACCGCUUCCUUAGCCGAGCGCACGAGCACCUCCAAAGCCAUGUCAAAGUCCCACAGUGAAGCGGGCACGGCCUUCAUCCAGACGCAGCAGCUGCAUGCGGCCAUGGCCGACACCUUCUUGGAGCACAUGUGCCGCCUGGACAUCGACUCGCCCCCCAUCACUGCCCGCAACACUGGCAUCAUCUGCACCAUUGGCCCGGCUUCCCGUUCCAUAGAGACUCUGAAGGAGAUGAUUAAGUCUGGGAUGAAUGUGGCCAGGCUGAACUUCUCUCAUGGAACUCACGAGUACCACGCAGAGACCAUCAAGAAUGUGCGUACAGCCACCGAGAGCUUCGCUUCUGACCCCAUUCUCUACCGGCCUGUGGCUGUGGCUUUGGACACUAAGGGACCAGAGAUCCGAACUGGACUCAUCAAGGGCAGUGGCACCGCCGAGGUGGAGCUCAAGAAGGGGGCCGCGCUCAAGAUCACACUGGACAAUGCCUACAUGGAGAAGUGUGACGAGCAUGUGCUGUGGCUGGACUACAAGAACAUCUGCAAGGUGGUGGACGUGGGCAGUAAGAUCUACGUGGACGACGGUCUCAUUUCCCUGCUGGUGAAGGAGAAAGGCCCCGACUUUCUGGUGACUGAGGUGGAAAAUGGCGGCUCCUUAGGCAGCAAGAAAGGCGUGAACCUCCCCGGGGCUGCCGUGGACCUGCCCGCUGUGUCUGAGAAGGACAUUCAGGACCUGAAGUUCGGGGUGGAGCAGGACGUGGAUAUGGUGUUUGCGUCUUUCAUCCGCAAGGCUGCCGAUGUCCACGCGGUGAGGCAGGUCCUGGGAGAGAAGGGGAAGAACAUCAAGAUCAUCAGCAAGAUCGAGAACCACGAAGGGGUCCGGAGGUUCGAUGAGAUCCUGGAGGCCAGCGAUGGCAUCAUGGUGGCCCGAGGUGACCUGGGCAUCGAGAUUCCUGCAGAGAAGGUCUUCCUGGCCCAGAAGAUGAUGAUUGGGCGCUGCAACCGCGCAGGGAAGCCCGUCAUCUGCGCCACACAGAUGCUGGAGAGCAUGAUCAAGAAGCCCCGGCCCACACGGGCUGAGGGCAGCGACGUGGCCAAUGCUGUCCUGGAUGGGGCCGACUGCAUCAUGCUGUCCGGAGAGACAGCCAAGGGCGAUUACCCGCUGGAGGCCGUGCGCAUGCAGCACCUGAUAGCUCGGGAGGCUGAGGCAGCAAUGUUCCACCGCAAGCUGUUUGAAGAACUUGUGCGAGCCUCCGGUCAUUCCCAGGAUCCCAUGGAGGCCAUGGCCAUGGGCAGCGUGCAGGCUUCUUAUAAAUGUUUAGCGGCAGCUUUGAUAGUACUCACGGAGUCCGGCAGGUCUGCCCACCAGGUGGCACGGUAUCGUCCCCGGGCCCCCAUCAUUGCUGUGACCCGCAAUCCCCAGACGGCGCGCCAGGCCCACCUGUACCGUGGCAUCUUCCCUGUGCUGUGCAAGGACGCCGUGCUGCAGGCCUGGGCUGAGGACGUGGACCUGCGUGUGAACUUGGCCAUGAAUGUCGGCAAGGCCCGAGGCUUCUUCAAGACGGGAGAUGUGGUCAUUGUGCUGACUGGGUGGCGCCCUGGCUCUGGCUUCACCAACACCAUGCGUGUUGUGCCCGUGCCAUGAAGGCCCUGGAGCCCCUCUCUGGUCCCCUUCCCUGCCCCCUUCCCCCAACCCAUCUAUUGCUUGUAGUAGCGCUCACUCUGGGCUGUAGUGCUGCACUGGUGGGCUGGGAUGCCUGGGAAGACUGCAUCUCUGUAAUUAGCACCUUCUCAGGUGCAGUGGCCCAGGGCUAGCAGCCUGGGAUAUGUCCCCACCCCAGCAAGGGACUUCUGAGAAAGGAGGCCCCAAAGCUUGUUGCAGGAAGGCAGCAACUUCACCUCCUCGUAUAUCCUGUUCAGCUCCUGUAGGAAGCGGAUGCCUAGAGAACCUGGCCGUGGCAGCCAGCAUCGGGGCUGACGACAUGGGCCAGUGGAUCAGACUCUGGUCCUGACUCCAGUUGCUCGAUGAUCAACCCCACUCCCACUGUCACCUCGGCCUCCCCACUUGACCUGUGCACAGUUCUCUGCACCUGUACUCCACACACACACUCAGCCCGCCACCUCCAGGCCUGUUGCUAUAGAGUCCACCUGUGUGUUAAUAAACAAUAGCUGAAGUCCC
Cavia porcellus (domestic guinea pig) is the source of this 2349-nucleotide messenger RNA. RefSeq names its product pyruvate kinase M1/2 (gene Pkm). Gene Ontology annotation, cellular component: cytoplasm. Bases 220 to 1815 code for a protein of 531 amino acids. The transcript has 11 exons. Gene Ontology annotation, molecular function: potassium ion binding; magnesium ion binding; pyruvate kinase activity. NCBI's taxonomy places the organism in Eukaryota, Metazoa, Chordata, Mammalia, Rodentia, Caviidae. Gene Ontology annotation, biological process: glycolytic process; cellular response to insulin stimulus. The record is from RefSeq and is a predicted model, not a curated record.